Messenger RNA from Ogataea philodendri, 405 nucleotides. RefSeq lists its product as uncharacterized. Lineage: Eukaryota; Fungi; Ascomycota; Pichiomycetes; Pichiales; Pichiaceae. The coding region runs from base 1 to 405 and encodes 134 amino acids. The transcript has a single exon. The record is from RefSeq and is a predicted model, not a curated record.
AUGAUUAACGCUUUUGCUAUCCAGACAAACACUUCUAGGCUUGAGCAGCGCUGUUCCAAAGGUUUGGUGGUGUCGUGCAAAGUAGCGUCGAAUUCGGCCAACUUGGAGGCUAAGUACUCAUUAUCGGAGACCCAUUUGUUCACCACCAGAGAAAUACAUUGGAGAACUGAAAGCUUGGAAUAUUUCACCGUUGAUGCAGCUGCUUGGAACAGGGUUUCCAAAAACUUUGCCGGCAAUGCUAAAGGAACAGACUUGUCAAUUGCAGAAAUGAUCUUUGUAAAUAUGAUGAAAGGCAGUUGGUUGCCGGUGAUAAUGUCCAAUUUCUUGGUGAGAGGUUUGGCAAUAAGUUCUGUAUCUUUCCCGUUAAUGAACGACUCGAUCGAGUUUUCGAGGAUCGACGAGUGA